CGGAGAUGGCGGCCGCCGGGGGAGCUUCGUCUGAGCCGGCGGUUUCAGAACAGCCGGCGGAGCUGUCUGCCGCGGUGCGGGCGAGCAUCGAGCGGAAGCGGCAGCGGGGGCUGAUGCUGCGCCAGGCCCGGCUGGCGGCCCGGCCUUACCCGGCCACGGCGGCUGCGGCUACCGGAGGCAUGGCUAAUGUAAAAGCAGCCCCGAAGAUAAUUGACACAGGAGGAGGCUUCAUUCUGGAAGAGGAGGAGGAAGAAGAACAUACAAUUGGAAAAGUUGUUCAUCAACCAGGACCUGUAAUGGAAUUUGAUUAUGUUAUAUGUGAAGAAUGUGGUAAAGAAUUUAUGGAUUCUUAUCUAAUGAACCACUUUGAUUUGGCAACUUGUGAUAACUGCAGAGACGCUGAUGAUAAACACAAGCUUAUAACUAAAACAGAAGCAAAACAAGAAUACCUUCUGAAAGAUUGUGAUUUAGAAAAAAGAGAACCAGCUCUUAAAUUUAUUGUGAAGAAGAAUCCUCAUCAUGCACAAUGGGGUGAUAUGAAACUCUACUUAAAACUACAGAUUGUGAAGAGGUCUCUUGAAGUUUGGGGUAGUCAGGAAGCAUUAGAAGGAGCGAAGGAAGUUCAACAGAAAAACCGAGAAAAAAUGAAACAGAAGAAGUUUGAUAAAAAAGUAAAAGAAUUACGGCGAGCAGUAAGAAGCAGUCUAUGGAAAAAGGAGACAGCUGCUCAUCACCAUGAGUAUGGACCAGAAGAAAACCUAGAGGAUGACGUGUACCGGAAGACUUGUACUGUGUGUGGCCAUGAACUGACAUACGAGAAAAUGUGAUUUUUAGUUAAGUGCUAUGUUUUAUAGUGUGGAAAUUUAGAUUGGUCUUGUUCAAAAUUCAUCAAAACGUAAAGUCUUCAUAGAUGAAUGAAACAUUUGUAUAAAUAA
Messenger RNA from Lipotes vexillifer (Yangtze River dolphin), 935 nucleotides. RefSeq names its product XPA, DNA damage recognition and repair factor (gene XPA). The transcript is spliced from 6 exons. The record is from RefSeq and is a predicted model, not a curated record. NCBI's taxonomy places the organism in Eukaryota, Metazoa, Chordata, Mammalia, Artiodactyla, Lipotidae. Gene Ontology annotation, biological process: UV-damage excision repair; base-excision repair; nucleotide-excision repair involved in interstrand cross-link repair. The coding region runs from base 6 to 827 and encodes 273 amino acids. Gene Ontology annotation, molecular function: damaged DNA binding. Gene Ontology annotation, cellular component: nucleotide-excision repair factor 1 complex.